Uranotaenia lowii is the source of this 3947-nucleotide messenger RNA. RefSeq names its product protein toll-like. The transcript is spliced from 4 exons. Gene Ontology annotation, molecular function: protein binding; transmembrane signaling receptor activity. Gene Ontology annotation, cellular component: membrane. The coding region runs from base 501 to 3581 and encodes 1026 amino acids. The record is from RefSeq and is a predicted model, not a curated record. Gene Ontology annotation, biological process: immune response; toll-like receptor signaling pathway; inflammatory response. NCBI's taxonomy places the organism in Eukaryota, Metazoa, Arthropoda, Insecta, Diptera, Culicidae.
UUAGUACGCCUCGAGUGGCGAAUCAAUCCGGUCGCGUGCGCCCUUUUCUUUAAGUUUUAUGUAAACUAUAAGUAAAGUUUUGACACUUGUUUCUUUAAUUUGACUCAAUUAAGGUUCCCAUAAGUUGCGGGAACCGUGUGGAAUCACUUAAUAUUGUAAAAUAUUGUUCAGCUAACAGUGAAUGGCAGACUACAGACAACCAAGUUCUACAAUUGAUCCCCUCAAGAGAAUCCGCGUCGAAGGAAGAGUACAGAUUUACUCACUAGUGAUCCACAGCUGUGAGACAGUUCGUUUGCGAAAACGAAAACAAAUGAGCGUACGUCGAGAAGUUCAGCUCCAAAGAGCAAUUUUCGCCGUAAUCAGAAGAGAGUGAGUAUUGGUUUCCACUUUACCUUACUCAUGGGAAACUCCUCCUUCAAGAUAGUUUUUCUGACAAAAAAAAGAGUAGUUUUUAAUUUGAAUUUAGUCGGAUUUUAAAAAAUCCAGUACAACUAAAUGAAAUGACAAGUUUACCAUGGCUGUUAGCGUUGAUUGCGCAUACUUGGGCUGAACUCUUACCGCAAAAUGUAACUUUCGCACCCGAAAGUGCCGAACCUACGACAAACGUUGAAGUGAUAAGUCAACGAUUUACCUGUCCAGAGACGGAAUCUUUCAGGAAAAUCUACGACUGUUGGACCAAAGCUGGCAUCUACGAGAUCCACUCUACGGCAUUUGCAAUUAAAAUCAACCCGAAAGAGUACGCUCAAAUAGAGUGCUUCGACAACCAUGAGUUUAAAGACUUGCCUAGGUUUAAUCUAAGUAACAUAAGUCAAAUCAAAAUCAGCCGCUGUCAACUGCCCCAGAAUGAAUCAAUUCUACAGCACAUCGCUUUCCUUGGAGUAACGAACAUCACAACGUUCUGGUACUAUAGUCCCGGGAAAGAUUUCGCAGUUCCACUGGUUCGGCAACACUUCCACGGAAUGAGUGACCUGCGAAUACUCACUCUCACGUCUGGAAUCAAACAGUUAGAGAGCGACGUAUUCUCCGGCUUAUCUUCUCUCAAGCUGUUGAGGCUGCGCAACAAUAACAUCGAAACGCUCCACAGCGAGUUCACUGACCUCUCAAAUCUGGUUGUACUAGACCUUUCCAUCAACCAAAUUAAGGAACUCGAACCGGGUCUUUUGAAAAACCAACGGAAUCUCCGGCAUAUUAACCUUUUCCGGAACCAGCUCAACAACAUCACCAAAGAAUCUUUCCGGGGAGCGGAAGCUCUCGAGGAGCUGGACCUCUCAUACAACGCCCUAGAAUUCCUAGAACCGGACGUCUUCUCACUACUACCAAACCUCACCGAACUGAAUAUCACGUUAAAUAAAUUUUCCGAUCUGCCCAAAAAUCUGCUGUCCAAAAAUCGCAAACUCGAAGACUUUCGUCUCAGUCGCAAUCAAGGCCCACUAACGGAGUUACCAGAUUACUUACUUGCUAAUCUACCGCAACUGCACACCAUAAUCCUCAGUCGGUGCAACUUUAUCAGCCUCCCGGAGACACUGCUCCAGGGGUCAUUUGGCAUCAAACUGCUAGACGUCAGCUACAAUCGUCUCACCACUCUACCCGAGCAUUUGCUGCGCGAUCAGCAACAGCUUACAGAGCUAGAUGUGUCGUUCAACGAGCUGGACCAGCUUCCCGAACAACUACUGGAAAACACUAUUAAACUGAUUAAGCUUCAACUGUCUCACAAUCGACUCAACAAUCUUACCGAUCAGGUGUUUCAAACACUGGAAAACCUACAGGAGCUGUACCUAAACGACAACAAUCUACACUACAUCGAUCGAAGAGCAUUCGAUCGAACCAAUGCCCUGAUCCAUUUGUACCUGCAGAACAACUUCCUCUCCUUCCACAAGUUCAGCUUUGUCCAGCAGGAGCAGGACAUCGGCGACAGCGACGGAACUCCAUUCCAAAGUCUCAACAACCUAAAGGUGUUGAAUCUACGCAACAACAGCAUCGCCGCCAUUUUGCGAGACUGGGCCGUUAAUGCGCUUAACCUUGAAGAGCUUGAUCUCAGCUACAACAACAUCUCCACAAUCACAUUUUCUAGUUUGCUGUUCGCAUCCUCAAAGAUUCGGAUCAACUUAUCCCAUAACCUAAUUUCCCGAAUCGAUUUGCGGGACAUGGAAGACAUCGUUGAAAACCAGCCACCGAAAUUCGUCAGCCACGCCGAUUUGUUGCUGAACGAUAACCCAUUGAACUGUGACUGUGUGCUGCUACAGUUGGUACAAUAUUUGCAUCGGCUGAUGAAGCAGCGUGUUUACAAAACCAUAACAUUCAACGCUGAUAACUUACGCUGUGCCGAACCGAAGCAAUUUGAAAACAGACUAGUUAGCAGCUUACACUUGGAGGAUCUCCUCUGCGAUCAACCGGAAGGGUGUCCAGACAAAUGUCGCUGCACCAGGCGCCCAUUCGAUAAGGCUCUUAUCAUCGAUUGCACCAAACAAGGCCUAAACGAAAUCCCUCCACUACCGCUACCCAGCGAUUUAUCUUUGGAGUACAUCGAACUGCACAUGGAAUACAACAACAUAACGGAGCUGCCGACCCAGGAACUGACCGGAUAUUCCAGCGUCGAAAAACUGUUCCUGCAGAACAACUCACUGGCUCAGCUAGCCGCAGAAAACUUACCGAUCAAACUACGAAUUCUGGAUGUCUCCAACAAUAGGCUGGUGGCCUUGAACCAAUCGGUCAUCGAAACACUCAAUAACAGCAAAUUUUUGGAAAACACUCGAAUGGCUGGAAAUCGCUGGCAGUGCGAAUGCACCAAUUCCAAGUUUGUAAACUUCAUCCAGCGGAAUCAACAGCGUAUUGGAGAUAUUAUCUACUUGACGUGCGAGGGAGGUGAAGCUUUGACGGGGAUCACCAUUAGUGACCUGUGUAACCGAGAUUUCGCCGCAAUUCUUGGGUGGACUAUUUCGUUGGCGGUAUUUUUUGUGCUCGUUGCCAUAUUUACCAUUUUGUACUACCGCUACAACAUGGAGAUCAAGGUUUGGUUGUUCAAGAACGGUCUGUUCCUAUGGCUGGUCACCGAGGAAGAACUGGACAAGGAUAAACUGUACGACGCAUUCAUCUCCUACUCGCAUAAGGAUGAAGAUUUCAUCACCGAACAGCUGGUGCCCACGCUGGAGAAAGAGCCGAUGAACUUCAAGACCUGUCUACACAUCCGUGAUUGGACCGCUGGGGAGAUGAUCAGUACACAGAUCAUCAAAUCCGUCGAAGAAUCCCGGCGAACAAUCGUGGUACUGUCCAGCAAUUUCCUGGAGUCCGAAUGGGGCAAAAUGGAGUUCCGAACGGCCCAUAUCAACUCGAUGAAGGAGAAGCGGGUCCGAGUGAUCGUGAUCAUCUACGGGGACAUUGGAGACGUCGACUUGCUGGAGCCGGAACUGAAGGCGUACCUCAAGAUGAACACCUACGUCAAGUGGGGCGAUCCGUGGUUCUGGGACAAGCUCCGAUACGCCAUGCCCCAUCCACCGACCGUAAAGGGUUUAAAGUCGAAGAAAGGUACCAUUUUGGAUGCCGCAAAAAGUUUCGAGGACAUUAACUUGUCUGAAUAUCCCUGAGUGUGAUGCCUUACUUAAGUAACCUCGAUGAAUGGUUUAGGCCUGUAUGACCCAAAACGUACCUGCACGAUACAUUAUCUCAGGGAUGCUCAUAGCUCGAUAUGAUAACCUCUGUAAUUUCUCAUUUUAGGAUUUUAGAAACAAAAAGUCACUCAAACGUUUUAAAAAUAACUUAUUUACCUGAAAUACAUUUUGGGUAAAGCAUCGAGACAACCUGACCGAUUUUAAUCGUUUCUACGGUUUCGUUCAAAUAGCUGUUAUUCGAUGUUUUCAGAAAACAUAGAUUUACUUAAGGUGGCUUUCUGAAAUUGAGCGGAACAUCAACUUCUAUCGUUUCAAAUGCUUAAUUUGUCAACUUCUGGUUUU